Molecule: messenger RNA, 1854 nt
Organism: Hemicordylus capensis (graceful crag lizard)
Lineage: Eukaryota; Metazoa; Chordata; Lepidosauria; Squamata; Cordylidae
Product: nephrocan-like
Exons: 4
Coding region: 260-1660 (466 amino acids)
Cellular component (GO): extracellular matrix
Molecular function (GO): protein binding
Source: RefSeq, a predicted model, not a curated record
GGAAAGGAGCGGCAGGGAGGUGUCCUCCCGCCCAUUUCUAAAGAGCAAGCGGAGCGGGCUUGAAGGGGGCAGCAGGGAGGUAUCCUGCCGCCCGAAUGUUAACCACAGAGAAGUCAUUUGGAUAUUGAAGCGGGCGGCAAGGAGGUACCCUGCCGCUGGAUUUCUACACUAAAUACGGCACCAAAGGUGGAAAGCGGCAGGAGGGCAAGUGCAGUGCUAUAGAAUUGGAGAAGUGCCUAAAGAGAUUGCUUCUACUACCAUGAGAAUUUAUAUCAGCCACAGCAAGAUCAAACAGCUCCAGAUCGCUGAUGUCAGCAGACUGUCUGCCCUUGAAGAAUUUGUCCUGAUUUGCAGUGGGACAGAAUCAAUGGAGAAGAAUACUUUCAAAGCUCUGGAUGCAUUGAGGACUCUGGAACUCUGGAAUAAUAAACUAAGCUACGUACCUACCUCACUCCCAGCAAACCUUGAAGUACUGAAACUGGGUGACAAUUUAAUUAGAGUUCUACAUGAAUCUGAUUUUGAAGGUUUACAAAAAUUAAGGGUAUUUGAUAUACAAAGCAAUUUGAUUUUGGCUCUUUCCUUUAGCAUCCUUUCAUCCCUUGGCAAUUUACAGAGUUUGACUUUGGAUGGAAAUAAUAUGGAAUCUGUUUCUGGAUCACUCCAACUUCCCAACCUGAAGUAUCUCAGCAUGGCAAAUAAUAAACUGAAAUCUUUUCCAGAAAACCCUUUUUCAUCUCUUCACAACUUGCUGUUUCUCAAUUUGAAUGGCAACUUACUGACUAAUGCCCCCUUGGAUCUUCCUAAAUCCUUGCUGUCAUUGAAGUUAGGGAGAAACCAACUCAAAGUGCUUGCAUUUGGAGGCAUGAAACAACAGGCAAACUUGUCAAAGCUUUCAGAGCUUUGUCUGUCUGAAAACCAGCUUUCAUCAGUUGUUGGUACUCAGUUUCUUUCCAGCUUAACCACACUGGAGCUGUCUGGGAACAAACUCCAAAGAAUACCACUCAGAUUGCCCGCCACACUACAGAAAUUAGACUGCAGCAAUAACCUGAUUGAGACAGUUAAAGCACAAGAAUUCCAGGAUCUAAAAAAUCUCAAGCAUUUAUUCCUUGACAACAAUAUUGUUACCACAUUUGAGGAUGGGGCGCUUCAGAAAUGCACAAUACUGUUGAAUCUAGCUCUUGAGCAAAAUCGACUUCCUUCUGUUCCAUUAAGACUUCCACAUAUGCUAGCCAGACUGGAUUUGAAAGGAAACAGGAUAAAAAGAAUUAAAGAACAAGAACUGAAGGACCUGGGGCACCUACAGGUUUUAAAUCUCCGAAACAACAAUAUAUCUGCCCUAGAUCAUGGUCUUUUGAUACAUUUGCCUCGUCUCAGGUAUCUGUAUCUGGAAGGCAAUCCGUGGAAUUGCACUUGUGAACUGCUCAAAACCAGAAGAGUGCUCACAGCCACAGGCACAGAUGUCAAAGGAGGACAAUGUACAGCACCAGCAGAAAACCAGGGUGAGAGCUGGAUGUCAUCAAAAAGGAUCCUGCAUUUGUGUGUGCAUGACAACCUCUAUUCAGCUGAACCAGGGGAAGAAAUCAGAAAAAAAGCAAAUGCAGAUGAUCCCCCCAAUCUCAGAGUAAACAUGGAUGACUAUUAUGAUUAUGAACUAGAUUAAGUACAAGCUUCUAAACUUCUAAGGAUAUCUUUUCAAGAACUGCAAGUUAAUUCAAAGCAAAUCACCAAGACUUCUCUCUUAGCCUAAACUGAAUUGAAACAGUUUUUACCAAAGUAAAAGGAUGUAAUGUUUUUUGUUGUACUGUCUGAUCUACGAUCGUAAUAAAGUUUGUCUAUCUAUCUCUUAGCCUACAA